UUUCGAACUACUGAAAAUUCGAUCUAAUGAGAACUGUCAAAGCCACAGUUGACAAAACCUUGAUUGACAAACAUCUGAUUCCCCUAGACACAAAAAGAGUGAAUUUAACAUGAAAUUACUUAUAAGUCGACUAAAAUAAGGAAGGUUAUAAUGGAUAAAAUUCCGGGCCAAACAGGUUAUCUGGUACUAAAUGAAGAAGGGGCUGUUCUAUCAUCUUCAGGCGACUUGGAAAAUGAUGAAAAGUCCGCUGUGGUUAUUAUGGGACUGAUCAAUUUAACAUCGCAUAUUGAUAAAGCUGCCUUUGAAGAAGGUUUUAAAAAACUGUCAAUCAAUUAUGAUAAACACUGUUACAUUAUUUGCUUAUCAAAUCGUAAGGUCCACAUCGUUAAAAAAACACUCGAUUUCACUAAUGGUAUACCGUGAGCUGUAAUAUGGAUAUUAUUUUAUACUGUACCAGCAUGAAAUACAUGCAAAUGGUUAUUUUAUUUGGAGCCGUUUGUUUCUCGCUAUAUCAUUUGUAUAUUUUGUUAAAUACAUGGGAAUAAAUGUUUAAAAAAACAA
Messenger RNA from Tribolium madens (black flour beetle), 561 nucleotides. RefSeq names its product ragulator complex protein LAMTOR4 homolog (gene Lamtor4). Gene Ontology annotation, biological process: cellular response to amino acid stimulus; positive regulation of TOR signaling. Gene Ontology annotation, molecular function: guanyl-nucleotide exchange factor activity. The transcript is spliced from 2 exons. The coding region runs from base 151 to 423 and encodes 90 amino acids. NCBI's taxonomy places the organism in Eukaryota, Metazoa, Arthropoda, Insecta, Coleoptera, Tenebrionidae. The record is from RefSeq and is a predicted model, not a curated record. Gene Ontology annotation, cellular component: lysosome; Ragulator complex.